GUCUAUUUUAACCGCAGGACGACUAAGCUGGUAGUCGCCAUGGCUGCAUCCUGGCCGGAGAUUCUGUCGGAGCUGGCCCCCUCUGAUGACCCAAAUUUGGAUUGGUUUGAGAAGUCGGAAGAAACUCAUGCUCCCCAGGUAGAUCUGGAGACCGUCAUCACAUCGGCCCAGGAACCGUCCAAGCCUUCGGAGCCCUUUUGCCCGAGAGACUUGGUGCCGGUGGUAUUUCCUGGGCCCGUGAGCCAGGAAGGCUGCUGCCAGUUCACUUGUGAACUUCUAAAGCAUAUCAUGUACCAACGCCAACAGCUCCCUCUGCCCUAUGAACAGCUUAAGCACUUCUACCGAAAAUCAUCUCCCCAGGCAGAGGACACAGCAAGGAAGAAACCUCGAGUCACCACUGAGGUGAGCAGCAGGAAAUGUCAACAAACCCUGGCAGAACUGGAGUGUGUCCUUGGUCACCUAAAAGACUUCUUUGCCCGAACACUAGUACCGCGAGUGUUGAUCCUUCUUGGAGGCAAUGCCCUCAGCCCCAAGGAGUUCUACGAACUCGACUUGUCCAGGCUGGCCCCCUUCAGCGUGGACCAGAGCCUGAACACAGCAGCUUGCUUGCGUCGUCUCUUCCGAGCCAUCUUCAUGGCCGACGCGUUCAGUGAGCUGCAGGUUCCUCCGCUCAUGGGCACCAUUGUCAUGGUGCAGGGGCACCGUGACUGUGGGGAAGACUGGUUCCGACCCAAGCUCAACUACCGCAUACCCAGCCGGGGCCACAAACUCACUGUGACCCUGUCCUGUGGCAGACCUUCCGUCCCAACCGUGGCUUCAGAGGAUUACAUUUGGUUCCAGGCACCAGUGACACUUAAAGGUUUCCACGAAUGAAUGAAUGAAGACAGUGGCUGGGUUCUCUCCCCCUGUGCUACCGAGGCACCCUUCUCUUAUUUGGAAUUGAAGCUGCUUCCUGGUGAGGGAAGAAGGCUCUGUCCUGGCUGUGUGCCUCUUCUCCUCAGACUUCCUGGUGACCGAUGAUGCUUGGCUGUGUCUGAGGUACUCAUCAAGCAAAGUCCCCGAAUCAACGAUUGACUCCCAGAGGCCCCUGGGCCAGGUGGUUCUGUUUGAGAUUACAAAGCACAGAUGGGUCAGUAGACUCGCAUGGAGUUGGCCCUUCUCUGCUUUGUGCUAUGACUUUCCCGAACUGUAACCAGGGUCGUAAUGUGGGUGUGACUCAUGAAUUUAAAUAAGAGAUGAAUGGAUUUGUAUUAAAAUUUCCUAACACUUUUGACUUAGA
Messenger RNA from Psammomys obesus (fat sand rat), 1279 nucleotides. RefSeq names its product MAD2L1 binding protein (gene Mad2l1bp). The coding region runs from base 40 to 873 and encodes 277 amino acids. NCBI's taxonomy places the organism in Eukaryota, Metazoa, Chordata, Mammalia, Rodentia, Muridae. Gene Ontology annotation, biological process: regulation of exit from mitosis. The record is from RefSeq and is a predicted model, not a curated record. The transcript has 3 exons. Gene Ontology annotation, cellular component: nucleus.